UCUCUCUCUCUCUCUCUCUCUCUCUCUCUCUCUCUUCUCUCUCUCUCUCUCUCUCUCUCUCUCUUCAUUCAGACGCGAGUCACGGUGAGUUCAGUGGCGCGGGCGGGCGUCGCGUGCUGCUGUGAGUAGACGCGCAGACUCGGGUUCGGUCAGUCUGACGCUCGCUCGCUCGCGGUGCCGGGGAUGCGGCUGUGUGUGACUCUACUGGCGAUCGUGCUGUCGGCGGGCCUGAGUGUGGCGCUGCAGAUCCAGUGUUAUCAGUGUGAGGACGAGCGGCAGGACGACUGCUCCGCUCCAGACUUCAUCGUUAACUGCACCGUCAACGUGCAGGACAUGUGCCAGAAGGAAGUGCUCGUCAUGGAGGACGGGGUCCACUACAGGAAGUCGUGCGCCUCGUCCGGAGCGUGUCUGAUCGCGUCCUCGGGGUAUCAGCAGUUCUGCACGGGGAAGCUGAACUCGGUCUGCAUCUCGUGCUGCAACACCCCGCUCUGCAACGGCCCGCGCCACCGGAGGAGAGCGCUGUCCUGUGCCCGCGCACUGCCCGCGCCCGCGCUCCUCGCGGCCCUGCUGCCGCUUCUGUGGGCGUGCGUGUGCUGACGGACUCAAGGCUUCUCAACGGAGGCUCAGACUGUGUGUGUGAAUACUAGAUGAUGAACAAACACAGGCUCACUGGACUGCCCGAGAGAGAAGAAACUGUAGAAGGAGCGAUUAUCCUCCAAGAUUGAACUUCACGAGAUGAGCUGUGUUCAAUGUGCUUCCCUUCCUUCCCCUUAUUAUUAGUGGGCGGGGCUUCUUCACAUAAUCCCACCAGUCAGAGAGCCAUGGGUGGAGUGUGGAGUCUAGCUCCGCCUCUCUGAAUAUCCAACCACACGCUAAUGCUACCAGAAGGGGUGGGACCAAAUAUGGAUCAGGCGAAAUAUCUCCGUCCUUCUCCAUGCACUACGAUAAUCGCUUUCCUGCCACCAAAUAUCGAUAUUUCAUUAUUAAAAUAAGGCUGUAGACAGAUUUCCCUCCUCAGUGUCUCCUGGAGGUGGCGCUCAACACAUGAAUAAGGGAAAGGUGGACGUAAGUUAACUAACACUCCUGUGUGUAUCUCUGUAAGCGCUCGAUGAAGAGUGUCAAAGAUGUCUAUUUACAACAUAUUUAUGAAGCGUUGAUCUCUGUAGCCAAUCAGAGACAUAUCUGUUGAGCACAUGAACCCACUGGCCAAUCAGACGUGUUUAAGAAUCCGCUCAAAAUGCUAGACGAAAUGCUGGUGUUGUCGCAUGUUUAAAAUGUUAAAAUACCCAAGUCGACAACAUUAUUCCCAGGGUUCCUUAAGGAAACAUCGAGGUGUCCCAGGUUUAAACAUUAGAGGUUGGUACAUUUUGAAAUGUAGCAGGUUUACGUAAAGCAAGUCGAUAAGCAUUUACACACAAAGAAAAGUUUAAGCUUUUAAAAACUAUAAGCAUAAAAUGUUUAAUUCACUUAAAAUGUUCAAUUUAAUUUACACACUGAAAGACGUUUUGUGCUGUUUUCUGACAGUUUGAACUUGAAUAAAGAGAGAACCCGUGCUUAACCUUU
Molecule: messenger RNA, 1563 nt
Organism: Pimephales promelas (fathead minnow)
Lineage: Eukaryota; Metazoa; Chordata; Actinopteri; Cypriniformes; Leuciscidae
Product: ly6/PLAUR domain-containing protein 1
Biological process (GO): acetylcholine receptor signaling pathway
Molecular function (GO): acetylcholine receptor inhibitor activity
Source: RefSeq, a predicted model, not a curated record